AUGCGGGGACUUUUGCAGCUACUCGUACUAUUGGGCAUCACUAGCGCCUUUGCGGUGGAUCAAAGCAAGUUUCGUACUUGUGACCAAACCAGCUUUUGCCGUCGCCAUCGAGGGGAGCAUUCGGCAGCCCUGUACAAGUACCGUCUUGAUAAGGACUCGAUUCACUUUCAUCUUCCAUCAGAAGUAGAGAAAAAUGAGAAGGAAAAAGCAGCAGCUGCAGCAAUGGACGAAGCCAAGAGACAAGCCAAGGGAGGUCUUUGGCAGUCGUUGAAGAAGGGAAUUCUGGGAGGUUCAGAAGAUGGAGACGGCAAGAAAGAUCCAUACUAUCGAGGGACCACUCCAACAUUGACAGGCCAUUUGAUCAAUACUGCACCCAAAACAUCUACUGGACAUAAGGAAAGACUCGAGCUUUCACUUCAUGCCAUGUCACAAGGACUCCUCCGUCUUCGAAUUACUGAAAUCUAUCAAGAGCAUUCGGGUCCACACGAAAAGGCACGCGUGACCUAUGACGAAUUGGUCUUGGAGACGGACACCAUGGAAUCUGCCGAACAUGCCCGAUGGAUCCAACCUGGAGACUCGUAUUUGACCAAGAUUGUUCCUUCUGCGGAAGCAGAAAACUACAUGGGAUUGCAAUACGGUGACGAAGAGGGCAAGAGUGGCAUGUUCCUGUUGAUGCGAAUGGAUUCCUUUGCCGCCUACUUGUAUCGGGAGGACAACUUGGAAGCUGGGCCCAUUACCACCUUUGGUGAAAAACAAAUGACGCAUUUUGAAAUCCGUCGAUCCAAAACGCACGAGGAUAUUUCCGCAUCCGCCGAGGAUGAAAAGUCAGAAGACGAAAAGGACGACGAAGACGGCAAACCAGAAAAGGAGAUUGUCGGGUACUGGGAAGAUGGUCUUGCCAUUUACGCCGAUGGUACCCGAGAAGAACGCAAGGUGGAAGAAGAAGAAGAAGAUCACCGCAAAUUGACAGAGCUCGAUUUGGAUCGUGAGGGUCUUUGGGAAGAAAACUUUGAAUCACACAAGGAUUCGAAACCCCAUGGGCCCAUGAGUGUUGGUGCGGACAUUACCUUUCCUGGAUCAUCGUUUGUUUAUGGUCUUCCGGAGCAUGCGUCCGCUACUCCCUUGAAGACCACUAUUGGAGAAGGUGCAGGAUACGAACAUCCUUACCGUCUUUACAACUUGGACGUCUUUGAGUACGAUUUGGAUGUUCCAAUGGCACUUUACGGAGCUGUUCCUUUGGUCGUGAGCCAAAGUCCAAAGACUGGAACCAAUGGAGUAUUCUGGCAUAACCCAACCGAAACAUUUGUUGACAUUUUCGAGUCCGAAGAUGGUAGCAAGUCAACCCAUUGGAUGAGUGAAAGUGGAAUAAUCGACCUCUUCUUUGUUCCAGGACCAGACCCAAAGACUUUCUACCAUCAAUAUUCGCUCCUCACUGGCGUUGUUCCGCAACCACCCAUGUUCAGUCUCGGAUACCACCAAUGUCGAUGGAACUACAAGGACGAACAAGAUGUUUACCAAGUUCACGGAAAGUUCGAAGAACUCGAUUAUCCAUAUGAUGUCUUGUGGCUCGAUAUCGAACACACAGAUGGAAAGCGGUACUUUACCUGGGACCAUCAUCUCUUUCCUCACCCAGAAAAAAUGCAAGAAAAGUUGUGGUCACAAGGGCGACGAAUGGUCACCAUUGUGGAUCCACAUGUCAAGCGGGACGACCACUAUUACAUCCACAGUGAAGCUACUGCCAAGGGACUUUACAUCAAGGACAAGGAUGGAAAGAAGGACUUUGAUGGAUGGUGCUGGCCGGGAUCCUCCUCCUAUCUUGACUUUACAAAUGCAAAGGCCCGUGACUGGUGGGCCGAGCAAUUUGGGUAUGACAACUACAAGGGAUCCACUCCGUCUCUCUUCACCUGGAAUGAUAUGAACGAACCAUCGGUUUUCAACGGACCUGAAGUGUCUAUGCAAAAGGAUCUGAAAAAUCUCGAUGGAGAUGAGCACCGUGAAUGGCACAACCUUUAUGGCAUGCUCUUUCAACGAUCCACAGCGGAGGGUCUGACCAAGAGAAAUCCUGACCACAACAUUCGUCCUUUUGUCUUGAGUCGAGCCUUCUUUGCGGGAAGUCAAAAGUACGGAGCCAUCUGGACUGGUGACAAUGCCGCACAAUGGUCGCACUUGGAGAUUGCAACGCCGAUGCUUCUGAGUCUGAAUGUUGGAGCACUGUCGUUUGUGGGUGCUGAUGUUGGUGGAUUCUUUGGCAACACUGAUGCUGAAUUGAUGACUCGGUGGAUGCAGGCUGGUGCCUACACACCAUUCUUUCGUGGUCAUGCUCACCACGAUGCCAAACGCCGCGAGCCUUGGAUGUUUGGGGAAGAGACCAUGGUACGACUGCGCAAGGCUGCGAUGGCACGUUACGCACUUUUACCAUACUGGUACACUGUCUUCCGUGAAGCUGGACUGACUGGAAUGCCUGUGAUGAGAACCAUGUGGAUGCAAUAUCCUUCAACUGAAUCCUUAUACGGAGUUGACGAUCAGUACUUGGUCGGUUCCGAUCUCCUUGUGAAACCUGUGACCGCUCCCGACGUUGUUCAGACUACUGUCAAGUUCCCAACUGAUGACAUAUGGUAUGAUGCUGAAUCUUUGACCGAAGUGUCGAAGCAAGGAAGCACUGGUGGUGUCAUGGAGAUUACCGUUCCAAGUGAUAUCGAUACCAUCCCAGUUUUCCAACGAGGAGGCUCAAUCAUUCCCCGAAAAUUGAGAUUGCGCCGAAGUUCCCAUAUGAUGUCCAAUGAUCCUUACACCUUGUUCGUGGCAUUGGAUGGAUCACAAGUUGCUGUAGGAGACUUGUACAUGGACGACGAAGUGUCUUUCAAUCACGAAAAGAAGGAGGAGUAUGUGAUGGCGACGUUAUCUGCUGCGAUCAGUGAUAAUGCUGGUGUCAUCAAGAACUCGGUUGAGGUCGGCAAAGGAUGGGUAGGUUCUGAAACUGAGAGCUCAUCGAGUCGAUUGAUUGAACGAAUUGUCAUGAUGGGAGUCAAAGCUGCGCCUUCGAGUAUUUCAGUUGGCAAAGAAGCGUUGGGUUUCACAUAUGAUAUGAGCUCCAAUGUGCUUGUCAUUCGAAAGCCUGAUGUCCCAACAACAAGUGAGUGGGAAAUCAGCAUCAUGUUCUAG
Molecule: messenger RNA, 3162 nt
Organism: Cylindrotheca closterium
Lineage: Eukaryota; Bacillariophyta; Bacillariophyceae; Bacillariales; Bacillariaceae
Source: the annotation of a GenBank genome assembly